UAAGCUGCCAGGGUAAGAAGCAAGAACUUUUCAUCUUGUAGGAACCCUUGGCACGUCCUGUUUGAGAGUGCUUCUCAAUUGUUGCUUCUGAUAUCUCAGUGCUAUGGGAAGCAGGUGUCUGCCCCUGCUCUCAGGUCUCACUGUCCUGCUGGCUCUGUCAGGAUCACAUGUCAAAAAUUCUGAAGGUCUCUGUCCCAAGUGCCCUGAAAAUGCCAGCUGCUCCAACAGUACCCACUGUGCUUGUAAAGAGGGAUUUCAGUCCGUGUCUGGGAGGAAGUACAUUGAGCCCCAUGAGAAGUGUGAAGAUAUCGAUGAGUGUGAGACUGGUCUGGCAAAGUGCAAGAAGAAAUCCUACUGCAGAAAUGAAAUUGGAAGUUACUACUGCAGCUGUGUCCCAAAUUCUGUCUUCAACUUUGUGGCUGGCUUAUUUAAAUUAGAUUAUAAAGAGUGUUAUGAGUCCACUGGUGAGGAGACACAGGUCUCAAGGGACACUCAGGAAAUUCUGACGAACAAUGGAAGCAAAAAUCACAUUGCAAAAGUGGCGACCCGAGUACUUCAACACAUGGAACUGAUCGUAUGGACUGAGACUUUAGCUUUUCCAGGAAAGUAUGAGAACUCUACGCUUGGUAUAGUUUAUGAAACCAAGAGGUGCAAUGACACAAGUGAGAAGACUCUUCUGGAGGCUGGAAAUAACACUAUGGAUAUCAACUGUACUGAUGCUUUCAAAGGAACCAUAGGAGAUAGAAGUGCAGUUGCACUUAUCACUUAUCACUCUCUUGGGGAUAUUCUGAAUGGAUCUUUUUUUAAUGAUGGAAGAGGGACACAGGAAGUGAAACUGAACUCUCGUGUCACAAGUGGCACCAUUGGUAUGAAGGAAAAAGUAUAUCUCUCUGAACCUGUGUUCCUGACCUUCCAAAACAUACAGCCUGGUGGUGCGAGAGCAAAAUAUUUCUGUGUCUCCUGGGAUGCAUCAGAGGAGGGGGGCGCCUGGUCAACGGAGGGCUGCUCUCAUGUGGGCAGCAACGAUUCACACACCCGAUGCAAAUGCUUCCACCUUUCCAGCUUUGCUGUUCUCAUGGCUCUUGUUCCCAAGGUGGAUCCUGUGCUGACUAUGAUCACCUACGUGGGGCUGAGCCUCUCUCUGCUGUGCCUCCUCCUGGCAGCCCUCACCUUCCUCCUGUGCCGACCCAUCCAGAACACCAGCACCUUCCUCCACCUGCAGCUUUCCAUUUGUCUCUUCCUGGCCCAUCUGCUCUUCCUAACAGGGAUUGACCAAACUAAGCCUGAGGUGCUGUGUUCCAUCAUCGCUGGUGUGCUGCAUUACCUCUACCUGGCCUCCUUCACCUGGAUGCUCCUUGAAGGGCUACAGCUUUUCCUAACCGUCAGAAACCUCAAGGUGGCCAAUUACACCAGUGCAGGCAAAUUCAAGAAGAGGUUCAUGUACCCUUUUGGCUAUGGGGUUCCAGCUCUGAUUGUGGCUGUGUCUGCAAUAGUAGGACCCCAAAAUUAUGGAACAUAUGAUCGCUGCUGGCUCAAGCAUGAUAAAGCGUUCAUCUGGAGUUUUAUGGGACCAGUGGCAGUCAUUAUCUUGAUAAACUUGGUGUUCUACUUUCAAAUCCUGUGGAUUUUGAGAAGUAAACUUUCCUCCCUCAACAAAGAAGUUUCCACCAUUCAGGAUACCAGAGUCAUGACAUUUAAAGCCAUUGCUCAGCUAUUUAUACUGGGCUGUUCUUGGGGCCUUGGCUAUUUUAUGGUUGAAGAGUUCGGGAAGGUGAUCGGAUCAGUCAUUGCCUACACAUUCACCAUCAUCAAUGUCCUGCAGGGGGUUUUGCUCUUUGUGGUACACUGUCUCCUUAAUCGCCAGGUGCGAAUGGAAUACAAGAAGUGGUUUAGUGGGAUCUGGAAAGCGAUUGAGACUGAAAGCUUUGACGUAUCUCGCUCUACUAUCCAAACCAAAAUGGAGGAACCAACAACAUCAUCAGAAUUCUAUCGCAGAAGAGACGCUGCGUCUGUUCAACCACAGCCUCAGACUCUGAUCUCUGCUCUUUGGCUAAAACCAGAAAACUGAGCUGCUGUGGACAGCACCCCCUGUGGUGACACACGGAUGGGACAAAUGCCACCAUCUGUCUUUCUCCUGAAAGCAGUCGUGACUCUUUUCCCUAUUUUGGCUUCUGUCUCCGUAGAAAGAAAGGGGUGUCGAGAGACUACUGAGACCCCCAAACCCAGAAUUGUAUAUCGUGUGCCAUUAAAUGCUCAGAGAAUUCUUUUUAACAACAAGGGAAAUAAGGGAUUUUCAUCUUCCAGCUAAUACUACCUUGCCCAGGAUUUAUUGGCCAACAUCUGGAUUCAGCUUGCAGAUUUCUCUCUCUGAAUUUUUGGCUCCACUUUAUACUGCUGAAGAUCUUGCAUCACUCAACAUUUUCAUAGUUCAAUAACUCCCAUAUGAAUAAAUAUUAAAAACAGGGUUGUAUUCUUGCGUUGUAAAAAUACACCUCCAUCCCACUCAGGAGGGCGUCCUAAGGAAAUGUCUAGUGGUCAGGAGACCAGCACUGUCUUCUUUGCUUGAUGACUUUCAAACCUACUCAUAUACUCAGGUUAAUUUUAGUGUGAUCUCAAGCACUCGCUUUAGUAGCACAUAUACUUAAUGUCACAUCAUGUCCUCAUGGAAAUGCUCCCAAAACAAUAGCGGUGGGGAGGGGGGGGGGGAGGGAUGUCACAGCAGUCCUUUGGCCUUAUGUAUUUAGUUUUAACAUUUCUAAUUUUGUUUUCAAAGUCAUUGGAUUUAGUGUGUUUUUCAGCACCAAAAUAAAUAAAUGUAUGGCUAA
Molecule: messenger RNA, 2825 nt
Organism: Leopardus geoffroyi (Geoffroy's cat)
Lineage: Eukaryota; Metazoa; Chordata; Mammalia; Carnivora; Felidae
Product: adhesion G protein-coupled receptor E4-like
Exons: 17
Coding region: 104-2068 (654 amino acids)
Biological process (GO): adenylate cyclase-activating G protein-coupled receptor signaling pathway; cell surface receptor signaling pathway
Cellular component (GO): membrane
Molecular function (GO): calcium ion binding; G protein-coupled receptor activity
Source: RefSeq, a predicted model, not a curated record